CGAAACCGUUUUCCACAUUUUACAACUAUGGGUCGCGCACGAACGAAAACAAAAAAGGUUAAGCCGGUAGCCACAAAAACAAUAGCGGAGGAUUCUGAACCUCCCUCUAUACCUGCUUUGCUCGAAAAGGCUCAAUCACUCAUUGUGCAAUGUGACUAUGACCUGGCGAAACUGUUCGUCCAGCGGGUUAUUGAGCGAGAACCUACAAAUGUCGAGGGCAAGGAGAUGUUGGGCGUUGUUCAGUUGGAGACUGGUGAUAUUGAGGCUGCUAAGCAGACCUUCCUAUCCUUGGUACCACCACAUCCCGAAGCUCCAUCAUCACCGCCGCCUUCUGCACACCUGUACUUGGCCCAGCUUAAUGAUGAUGACCCGCACAUGGCUUUGCAGCACUACCAAGCCGGCGUAGACAUAAUGAACUCACAGCUAAAGGGCAAAGAACGUGCAGUUGACACCGUUGGAGUACCAGAAGAUGAAGCGGCGCUGAGACAAAACACUGUGAGGGCAUUGAUAGCAAUGGUGGAGAUUUGGAUGGAUCCUUCGUAUGACUUAUGCUUCGAUCCUGUGGCGGAAAAGACCUGUGAAGACCUGUUAAACCUCGCUCUCCAGAUUGAUCCUGGAAACAGCGAAGCUUUCACGUCCCUCGCAUCCGUCCGGCUAUCCCAACAACGACCAGGAGAUGCAAAACAAUGUCUGGAGCAGGCGUGGACAUCUUGGAAAGACCUCGAAGCAGACGAUUCUCGAUUACCCCCAAUACCAACCCGAUUAGCUCUUGUGAAACUAUUUCUAGAACUUUCACUGUAUACUCCGGCAUUACUCGUUCUACAAGGUAUCAUGGCGUUUGAUGAUCAGGAAGUCGAAGCGUGGUACCUUGAAGGAUGGUGUUUCUUCCUCAUGGCUGAGCAAGCGAAGGAGAACGGAGGAACGCUUGAUGAAUUGACUUGGCAAGAGCUCGGUCGGGAUGCGAGGGAUUGUUUGGAGACUUGUCAAACAGUCCGUGUCUAUUUCUUCUUCCCUCUUCACUUUUUUGAUGUCGAGCUGACGUUUUGUGAUACUAGCUCCAUAUCGAUCAGGAACAUCCUGAUCGACCAAUGUUAGAACAUGUCCAAGAACUAAUCAGCAAACUUGAAGCACUGGGUAUCCAACCUUCGCCGGAUGAUGCUGAUGAGGGUGAUGGCGGCGAUGAUUGGGAAGAUGUGGAGAGAAGCGAUGAUGAGGAUGAGGACGUUGACAUGGCGUAAUUGUUCCUUUCUAGGUGCUUCAUCUGAGGGUGUGUGUUAUUGGAUUAGACUUCGAAAAGUAUUCUAUGGUUCUUGGUUCUUAGUUCUUUGGGCUGACAAUUCGUUGAUUGUGAGCAGAGAUAGGCUGAUUACUAUCCCGUUGUCUAAAUUCCACUGUCGUCAGCUCACGUGUUUUCUCGAUGUCUUAUUUCUUCCCAGAUGCUAUACCGCCCACUUGCUGCAAGGACCUCACAGUCGAAAGCCACCCUAAGAGUCAGGACUCAGGAUGACCCAUCUGUACUUAUACAUUGACACUUUUUUGAACACAGCUCCAGGAUCCAUCUUCGAAAUUCUUCUACCGCCCCUUCACAUCUAAUUGAUUCCAGCGUUCAAUCAUCAACUGUGAUUGGUCGCGUCCUUCUGGCAUGGGGAAAACCGUCUUUGCCACAUAGGCUGUACUGCGUUCAACCGAGGGUACGACGCACCUUAUUCUUU
This is a messenger RNA of Somion occarium, 1712 nucleotides long. Lineage: Eukaryota; Fungi; Basidiomycota; Agaricomycetes; Polyporales; Cerrenaceae. The record is from the annotation of a GenBank genome assembly.